Molecule: messenger RNA, 2988 nt
Organism: Trichophyton rubrum CBS 118892
Lineage: Eukaryota; Fungi; Ascomycota; Eurotiomycetes; Onygenales; Arthrodermataceae
Exons: 2
Coding region: 1-2988 (995 amino acids)
Source: RefSeq, a predicted model, not a curated record
AUGUCAACUAAAGCUCCUCCUCCCAUACCUCCACGACCUUCUCGCUCUCCGAACAACGCCAACGCAAACCCUCCGAAGAUACCCCCGCGCCCUACGAGUCGUCCAGAUAGAAACUCACCUCCAAAGUUAGACAGUUUUGCUCCAUCUCCACUGAAUGCGCCGCCUUCCUCUAGUUUAUUAGGUGCAGAUUCACCAAUUGAUCCUUCCAUCAGGCCUGAUAGCGCUACUCUUCCUCCAACCGCUCCAAAGCUUGUUGAGCUUAGGAACCCCGUUACACAGGGAGAAAAGGUAGCCGGAUACGGGGUGGAACAGCCCGCAGAGACAAGGAAUGUUCAUCAGGACCUUCAUCUACAUGCCCCUCGGCCAUCAUUGCCGACUUCAAGUGCAACAGCACAGGUUCAGGCCGUGACCCGGACAGACGCUUCACAUGGACAUGAAACGGGAUCGGAGGAAGAUGUCAGUAACCAGUCACUAUAUUCUAAAUCAGGCAUUCCUCAUAUCCAGCUGGAAUCGUCAAAUGCGUCAGCCAGUCAGAAGUCUUAUCCCAUUGAUGAAGGGACCGCUGCGUUGGAGAUGGGACAAAGGGUGCCUAUGUACCCUAACGCGGGAUAUGUACAAGCACCAUCCCCGUCGCCUGGGUCAUCCAGCCCCCACGAGCAUCGAGAUAGUCACAACCGGACUAAAAGUAGACAAGAACCCCCAGGCAGCUAUGGUCUCCAUGGGCACGGAGUAACUCCUGAUGACCCAUUCGAAAAAUCCUGGUACCAAAAACAUCCAAAAGAGCUGGCUCUGGAGGAACAGGCGUUUCAUGCAUCAGGUGUUGGGAGUCCACGUCCCGACUGGGCAAUGAGCAGUGAGGAUCUGAACAAGAUUGUCAAAUCAUCCCGAGUUACAGGUGCAUCCGAUAAUAUGAUGGGUACUCCCGACGAAGAGCUAGGGAAUAUUAUGACCGAACAACUUGCCUCUCGUCUCCAAUCACCACCAGCAGAAUCUUCACUGCAACAUGAAGUGCUCCGUGAAGAUUCAACUUCUCACCCUAUGCCAGAAAAACAGAAAGUUUUAGAGAGCCUGGAUGACACUCAUAAUAAGAAGCCGGAAUCCCACGAAGUAAAGAUUCAUGUUGAUGAACCUUUACAUCAUCAGCAUCAUCCAGAUGGCUUCGCAUUGGCACCGGAACCUGAGGCUAAACUCAAGGAACAUCUACCGGAUGAGGAAGAUUUCCCUGUACUUGCUUCGGAUGAAAUUGACCCAAGCUCUGCGGCAUUGCAACCUGCUGUAUCCCCUUCCUUUGAGAACAAACACCAUGACCACAUACAAGAUACUGAAUCUGCCCAGCAAAGAGAACUACCACGCCCUACAGGUUCUGGGAACAAAGGUUCUGAAAGUAACCCUAGGGAUCAGGGUGAAAGUGCAUCUAUGCCUGUCAAGCAUACUAAAGAAUACGAACCCCUAUUCCAUGACGAUGACAGCGAAAGACGUCUAUCUCCAGACCAGCGCUUCAAGUCACCAGUCAACCACACGCAAAGGUUUCCUAGUAAGGAUAUCUGGGAAGAUGCUCCCAGUAGUGCCCAGCUACAUGCAACUGUGUCAACUCCAGAUAUACCCAAACGGCCUAAGAAGGAUGGAUCAGAGCGUGAGGCUCUAUUUGAGACACCUGAGCAGGAACAGGAAAGGGUGCGAGAAGCAGAUAAGAUGCUGGAAAAAUCUGGCUUGGAGGAGCCUCCUGCUCAUCUAGAGGAAUCUCGACCGGAAGAGGAGGGUUCAAAACAGCGUUUUCCUAGCAAAGAUGUCUGGGAAGAAGCCCCCGAAAGUCAGCAGCUCACUGCUGCCGUGGAAGCACCAGCAGAUUCCGAGAAAUCAGAAAAGCCAGAAAAGCCAUCAUUGCCUUCACUACCACCCAGACCUUCAAGGCAACCUGAUAGAUCUUCCACAGAGGAACAGAGGGAUAUAUCACCAACGAAGACUCAGGCCACCAGUCCAACUGAACUAAAGAAGCGGCCAUCAGUCCCUGAUAGGCCAAAGCCACAGGUUCCCCAGAGACCUACACGGAAGAAGGGCCAAGAAUCAGGUGAACCGUUGUCAAAAACCAUAUCUGGAGAAAACCCAGACAAUGCAGCCCCCCCUGCCCCAAAAUCCAAGCCAGCACUGCCUCCACGGGCAGUUGGCUCGAAGAUUGCAGCCUUGAAAGCAGGGUUCCUUUCUGAUCUAGAUAGCCGUCUCAAACUCGGUCCAUCAGCGCCCAAACCGAAGGAAACGGAGAAAGAGGAAGAGAGGCCAACAGAAAAAGGCCCACUCAGUGACGCCCGCAAGGGAAGGGCUAGAGGGCCACCAAGAAGAAAACCUGCCGCCAAGUCUACUCCGGCAGUAGCAGAGGCUGAGAAGCCACAAACUUCAGAAAUCAAGCUUACGUAUCCAUGGAAUGUUUGGUCAAUCGGUCCUGACGGGGAAGUGAACGUCCCGAGCAGUCAGCAGGGUAAAUCUCCUUCUGAGCCCAAUGAUAUCCAGUCAGAAUCUCCCUUUGCACCUCCCCCCACGAAAGCAACUGUAUCACCUCCCGAAGACCCGGAGAGCCAAGCACCCCCGCCAUCCAGAAUUGACAAGGCUGUGAAAUCCGCGGUUUUCUCUCGGGCUGCGGAAGCUGAAGGCGAUCACGCUCCUUCUGAAGUGGCACGCUCACCACCACAGCCAGCCAUGGAAGAACCCAUUUCUUCCAAUCAGUUAUCUAGUGAACACUUGGAGAAGCCUGAAGCUCCAGCUGAGACAGAAACUGAUACAAGGGGAUCUGGUGAGAGUAAUGCCAAGUCAGAACCUUAUUCUGGAUUGAAGGCAUCUGGAGAAGCUCCAAAUGCCGCUGGUAUAAUGGAUAAACCAAAGAGAAGCAGCUUUGAGGAGGCUUGUGUGCCAGCAGUUGAAGCCGAAGUCAAGCGAACAUCAAUGGCUGAGUCCAAAGGCGAGACUGAAGAUGCGAAGCCCAUCGAGAAACAAUAA